CGCCUCCAUCUCCCGGCGGGCCGAGCGCGGAGGGCGGCGGCGGGCGCCUUUGUGGAGGCCGCGGCCCGGCGCGGAGGAAGUUCCGGUGUUCGCGGCCCGGGGUCGGUGUCGGCGGCGGCAAGCUAGGAGGAGCGGGCCGCGGGGGCCGCGCUGCCUCGAUACUGCUAUCACCAUAGUUCAGUAGCAAAAGGAUCUGCUUAUUGGGCCCUCUUGACACAGAAAGAGAUGUGGGGGGAUUCUCGUUCUGCUAAUAGAACAGGACCUUUUCGCGGGAGCCAAGAAGAAAGGUUUGCUCCCGGGUGGAACAGGGACUAUCCUCCUCCUCCCCUUAAGAGUCAUGCUCAAGAAAGACACUCUGGCAACUUUCCUGGCAGAGAUUCACUUCCCUUUGAUUUCCAGGGGCAUUCGGGGCCUCCCUUUGCAAAUGUAGAGGAGCAUUCUUUCAGCUAUGGAGCUAGAGAUGGACCACAUGGUGACUAUCGAGGAGGGGAGGGACCUGGACAUGAUUUCAGGGGGGGAGAUUUUUCAUCUUCUGGUUUCCAGAGCAGAGAUUCAUCACAGUUGGACUUCAGGGGUAGGGAUGUACAUUCUGGGGAUUUUCGAGACAGAGAAGGACCACCUAUGGACUACAGGGGUGGAGACAGCACUUCUAUGGAUUACAGAGGUAGGGAGGCAUCUCCCAUGAACUACAGAGACAGGGGUCACACUGCUGACUUUAGAGGUCGGGAUGCUCCUCCACCUGACUUCAGGGGCAGGGGAGCCUAUGAUUUAGAUUUUAGAGGCCGGGAUGGAUCCCAUGCAGAUUUUAGGGGAAGGGAUUUAUCAGAUUUGGAUUUCAGGGCCAGAGAGCAGUCCCGUUCUGAUUUUAGGAGUAGAGAUAUAUCUGAUUUGGACUUCAGGGACAAAGAUGAAACACAGGUGGACUUUAGAGGCCGAGGUUCAGGAACUAGUGAUCUAGACUUUAGGGACAGGGAUGCACCACACUCAGAUUUCAGAGGUAGACACCGGUCUAGGACUGACCAGGAUUUUAGGGGCAGGGAGGUAGGACCUUGUAUAGAAUUUAAAGGUAGGGAGAUGCCCUCUGUGGAUCCAAAUAUUUUGGAUUACGUUCAUCCCUCUAUGCAAGAUAGAGAACAUUCUGGUAUGAAUGUGAACAAGAGAGAAGAAUCUACACAUGACCAUACAACAGGAAAACCUGCUUUUGGCAUUCAGAAAGGAGAAUUUGAGCAUUCAGAAACAAGGGAAGGAGAAACACAAGAUGUAGCCUUUGAACAGGAGUCUCCAUCAGACUUUCAGAACAGCCAAAAUCCACUUCAAGAUGAAGACAAGUCACAGCUUUCCAGAGGCAAACGACCGAGUUCAGAAACUGGUCUGUUUGAAGAAGAAGGUGGUCUGGACUUCCUUGGCCAACAAGACACUGAUUACAGAAGCAUGGAGUACCGUGAUGUGGAUCAUAGGAUGCCAGGAAGCCAGAUAUUUGGCUUUGGCCAGAGCAAGUCUUUUUCAGAGGGCAGAACCUCCCGAGAUGCCCAACGGGAUCUUCAGGAUCAAGAUUACAGGACUAGUCCAAGUGAGGAGAAGCCAAACAAGCUUAUUCGAUUAAGUGGGGUGCCUGAAAAUGCCUCAAAAGAAGAGAUUCUUAACGCCUUCCGGAGCCCUGAUGGCAGGCCUGCCAAGGACUUGCGGUUGAAGGAGUGUGACAUAGGUUGCGACUAUGGCUAUGUCUGCGUGGAGUUUUCACUCUUGGAAGAUGCCAUCGGAUGCAUGGAGGCCAACCAGGGAACUCUGAUGAUCCACGACAAGGAGGUUACCCUCGAGUAUGUACCAAGUCCGGAUUUUUGGUACUGCAAACGGUGUAAGGCCAGCACUGGUGGAUACUGGUCUUCAUGUUCAUUCUGCAAGUGCCCAAGGGAGGGGACAGAGGCUAAGCAAGAAUUAAUAACCUACCCUCAACCUCAGAAAACAUCCAUACCCGCACCAUCAGAGAAGCAACCCGCCCUUCCCCCAAGGCCAGCCGAUAAGGAACCUGAACCCAAAAAGUGGGAAGAAGGACAAGAACCACGCUUGGGACAUCAGAAGAGAGAAGCGGAAAGGUAUCUGGCUCCUCGAAGGGAAGGACUUGCCUACCGAAGAGACCGAGAGAAGGAGCCUUGGUCUGGGGAGACGCGCCAAGACGGAGAGAGCAAAACGAUCAUGCUGAAGCGCAUCUACCGCUCCACGCCACCGGAGGCGAUAGUGGAGGUGCUGGAGCCCUACGUCCACUUGACCACGGCCAAUGUCCGCAUCAUCAAGAACCGAACUGGCCCCAUGGGCCACACCUAUGGCUUUAUUGACCUCGACUCCCAUGCGGAAGCUCUCCGUGUGGUGAAGAUCUUGCAGAACCUUGACCCACCAUUCAGCAUUGAUGGGAAGAUGGUGGCUGUAAACCUGGCCACUGGGAAACGGAGAAAUGACUCCGGGGACCAUUCGGACCACAUGCACUACUAUCAGGGUAAAAAAUAUUUCCGAGAUAGGAGGGGAGGUGCCAGAAAUUCAGACUGGUCUUCAGAUACAAAUCGACAAGGACAGCAGUCAUCAUCCGACUGCUACAUAUAUGAUUCUGCUACCGGCUACUAUUAUGACCCCUUGGCUGGAACUUACUAUGACCCUACCACCCAGCAAGAAGUUUAUGUGCCCCACGACCCCGGGUUGCCUGAGGAAGAAGAGACACAGGAAAAGAAACCCACCAGUCAAGGAAAGUCAGGUGGCAAGAAGGACACGUCAAAAAGAGAUGGCAAGGAGAAAACAGACCGGGGCGCGACACGGUUCCAGGAGAAUGCCAGUGAGGGGACCGCCCCUGCCGAGGACGUCUUUAAGAAGCCCCUGCCCCCCACCAUGAAGAAGGAGGAGAGCCCUCCACCCCCUAAGGUGGUGAACCCCCUGAUCGGCCUCCUGGGCGAGUACGGAGGAGACAGCGACUACGAGGAAGAGGAGGAGGAGGAGCAGGCCCCGGCUCCGCAGCCCUGUGUCGCACAGCCCCAGCAGCGGGAGGGGCUGGGCAGGAAGGAGAAUGGGGAGGACAGGCUCACCGACUGGAGCAAGCUGGCUUGCCUGCUCUGCAGAAGGCAGUUUCCCAAUAAGGAGGCUCUGAUCAAACACCAGCAGCUCUCAGACCUGCACAAGCAAAACCUGGAGAUCCAUCGGAAGAUAAAACAGUCGGAGCAGGAGCUUGCCUAUCUGGAGAGGAGAGAGCAGCAGGGAAGGUUUAAAGAACGAGGACAUGACCGCAGGGAAAAGUCCCAAUCUCUUGACUCUCCAGAAAGGAAACGAAUUAAACACUCCAGGGAGGCUGACAGUGAUCGUAAACCCAUUGGUAGAGAAGAUAUCGACAGCAGCAGAGGAGGCUGUGCCCAGCAGGCCACUGGCUGGAGGAAGGGAGUCGGACAUGGCCACCCUGGGCUGGCUUCAGCGGAGGAGGCUGAAGGCCGGAUGAGGGGGCCCAGUGUGGGGACUCCAGGAAGAACCAGCAAGAGACAGUCCAAUGAGACUUACAGAGAUGCUGUGCGGAGAGUCAUGUUUGCUCGGUAUAAAGAACUGGAUUGAGGAAGAGGCUAGUCCUGUGGGACCCUGCCCCUCUGUUUUGUUUGUCCAUCUCUCCUUUUGUUUUGUUACAGUUCUUGCUGCUAGAACUUUUUUAAAUAAACCUUUUUUCAAUGUGAA
This is a messenger RNA of Manis javanica (Malayan pangolin), 3699 nucleotides long. RefSeq names its product RNA binding motif protein 6 (gene RBM6). Lineage: Eukaryota; Metazoa; Chordata; Mammalia; Pholidota; Manidae. Gene Ontology annotation, biological process: mRNA splicing, via spliceosome. The record is from RefSeq and is a predicted model, not a curated record. Gene Ontology annotation, cellular component: nucleus. Gene Ontology annotation, molecular function: RNA binding.